Meriones unguiculatus (Mongolian gerbil) is the source of this 2486-nucleotide messenger RNA. It is a transcript of the gene Cptp, whose product is annotated as ceramide-1-phosphate transfer protein. Bases 697 to 1347 code for a protein of 216 amino acids. Gene Ontology annotation, molecular function: ceramide 1-phosphate transfer activity; ceramide 1-phosphate binding. Gene Ontology annotation, cellular component: membrane; cytoplasm; cytosol. Gene Ontology annotation, biological process: intermembrane lipid transfer; ceramide transport. The transcript has 6 exons. Lineage: Eukaryota; Metazoa; Chordata; Mammalia; Rodentia; Muridae. The record is from RefSeq and is a predicted model, not a curated record.
CGAAGGGCGGGGCAGGGGCUGAGCAUUGGGCUGCAAUUCAAGGCUUCAGCCCAACCGCAGGCUCCGAGCAAGCUCCGAGCUUAGGGCAAGGGAUGGGGACGCCUAGCUGACGUGAUCCAGGCAGAGGAGUCGAGUCUCUGCAAACAGAGGAACACACUGGCGAAGAUUCGGCUCCCACAGCAACCUAAUUGUAGCUUUGAUCAACACUCCCCAUCUCUGGCCUCUGUUGCACCCUUUGCCCUCCGCCGGAGUAGUUCCCACUACAGCCAGCCAGUUCCGCACUACAGGAAACCGUCCCAGUUUACCGCGGAACAGCUCUGAGAGGCUACUUGGCUUCUGGCUCAGGCUCUGGGCAGGAAGGCCUGGCCGCAAGAUUGUUAGGUGGCCAAAAUGAACCGUAGGGGGCCUCAGAGAGUAUUUGCCCACUGGACAGCACACAGGCCCUGAAAAGGGGGCAUUUUGCAAGACUCUGGCUGUCGCCAUCUUUCUGAGGCCCAGGUAGGACUGUCCUUGACACCUGAACAGAAGCCUCAGUCAUGGACUAGGAGACAUGCAGACCAGUUUGCCAGAGCUGAAGAACUGAGUCAUAAAACUGUGUGAAGGAAAGAAAGAACUUGCACACAGAUCCAGACCACAUUCAGAGUGUUCCCUGGAGCUGGUGGAAGGACUUGCAGCAAUCCUUUCUCAUGUUGGAAGAUGGAUGACUCAGAGACAGAUUUCAACCUUAAGGUCGUCCUGGUCAGCUUCAAGCAGUGUCUCAGUGAGGAGGGAGAGGUGCUGCUGGACCACUAUAUCGCCAGCUGGAAGGGACUAGUCAGGUUUCUGAACACUCUGGGUGCUGUCUUCUCAUUCAUUUCCAAGGAUGUGGUCUCCAAGCUGCAGAUAAUGGAGCAUCUGAGAAGCAGCCCACAGUGUGAACACUACACUAGCUUGCAGUCCAUGGUAGCUUACGAGGUGGGCAACAAACUGGUGGACAUAGAUCGCCGCUCCCGUUCUCGGUACCCUAACUCGGGCUGCCGGACGGUGCUGCGCCUGCAUCGUGCUCUGCACUGGCUCCAGCUGUUCCUGGAAGGCCUGCGCACCAGCCCUGAGGAUGCGCGCACCUCCACGGUCUGCAGCGAUGCCUACAAUGCCACGCUGGCUGCCUAUCACUCCUGGAUCAUACGUCAAGCCGUCACUGUGGCCUUCUGUGCCUUGCCCACACGCAAGGUCUUUCUGGAGGCCAUGAAUGUGGGGUCUUCUGAGCAGGCAGUGGAGAUGCUGGGGGAGGCCCUGCCCUUCAUUGAGAAUGUGUAUGAUAUCUCCCAGAAGCUCUAUGCCGAGCACUCCCUGUUAGACCUGCCGUAAUGGUGGUGGCCACACUGUAUGGGCUUCCCCUGCUCAGAACUGGGUUUGGGUAACCUGGGACUACUUCCACAGCAUUGCUUUCUGGAUGCCCCUUUCUGAAAGCUGAGCUUGUUAGAGUCACAGUCUGUGAAAAAAAAGGUGGUGGGCAGCUGAACCAAGAGAGGUGGGUGCUAGUUGACCUCCUGGUCCAGGAUGAGACCAUUGAACUCCAGUUUUGCCCUCCGCUUUAGUUAUGUGUGUGUUCAGUAGGCCUUCCUGAAGUGCAGAUGGCACAUGGAGGAGAUGAGGGAGGAGGGUAACAUAUCUGCAACAACCCUGGGUUGCUUCACCUUCUGUGUGUGGAAUCUGAAGUGGUGUAAGGGCACAGAACCCUGGAGCUCAGGUUCUGUCUUCCCUACAGCCAAGAUGCCCAGCCAGUCUGCACCCUCCUGUGUCCAUCUUGAGCCUGAGACAUGACAUCAAUGCCAGACAAACAGCCCCAGGCCUACAUGUCUGGAGCCCCUUCAUAUUCCAAAAGCUGUCCUUUUGGAAUAUGGUAAGAUGAGGUUCCUGUGGCAGUGGUUUGAAUACUACAGGCUCUUUCCCUACCCUUCUCCAGCUUCCCUGUUAGUCUCUCUGCACAUUGAACAGGCCCUUGUCUCCUUGGAAAUUGAAAGUGUCUGAGACUGCUAGCUGAGGCUUCCCUGAGAAAGCCUACGUUGAUCAGCACAGCAGCCUCACAGCCUCUUCAGGACAGGAGCAUCAGCCUUCUGAAGGUGGCCUCCUGCCCUAGUGCUCUUGCAGCACAUGCACCCCAAGAUUUUAAUAUGUCAGUACUAACUGGCCAAACCAUGCCUCUCUCUGGGCAGCCCUGCUGCUCCUGUCACUAUGGUGUCCAGGUGACUUAGGACGUGACUUGUGGAAGGAGUCUGGCUCCCUUGUCUAGCUGACAGAUGGCCAUACCCAGCAUGGCACCCAGUACAUAAGGCCCUCACCUUUGCCACUGGGUCUUAGUGUUAAGCCCUAGGGACAGUGUCCCCAGUAUAGCUGAUGUGUAUAAACGCAAACAUUGGGGCACAUCUCUUUCCUUAAAAACUAUAAUAUAUGUGGUGUUUCCAACAUAAAUAAAUUAGACCUACAUGGCUGGGUAUGGCAUUCUG